GCGGGCGAGGUGGCAGUAGCCAGGGUUGGAUUUGUACAAGCGCCAGCAGCGAGCGAGCCGUGCACCUCGCUGGCACUUUCGUUCCGACCGCGCGGCCCGAAGGAAGUGCUUGAUGGCGGCAAUCGAUCUGUCCUCGUUCAAGUACGUCGCGAUCGCGGUGGGCGUUGCCAUCGCCCUCCUCGCCUUCGCAAACUGGGCCUACUAUAAGUAUUGCUUUGUCCCGCCGCCACCACCGGAUCCGCUCCGGAAUGGCCAGUUUCUCUCGUUCAUGCCAGGCCUCAAGCGCCAAGACCUUGACGGAUUCCAACACGACGUGGAAUUGUGGUCGUGCUCCGUGUGCGAGUUUCAAAACGCGAUCACGAAACCUGACUGUUUGCUUUGCGGCACUCGUCGUGACAUUCGAUUCAUUGACAUCCAUGCCGUGGCACAGCCCAAACCAGCAACCUUCGCUCGUUCGUUCAGCAGCAACUACAUCCAGGUGACGAGUACGCGCGCGUCGUCGUCCUUUCACGCCACGGCAUCGCGCAUGUACUCGAUGGCGUUCGAGAACGUCGUGUUGCCAGAGGAUUUGAAUUCGCAGCAGCGCAGCGCUCGCAUGCGCAAGCAGUGGAUUCGUCAGUUGGAUAUCCAUGGCGUCGUUCGAUGGGCGCGGCGGUUCCUGGAAUCGGCGCAAGUCCCCGAUGCCCACGUCAUUCAGCUCAACACCGUGCCGAUGCCUUCCGCCUUGGGCAGCUUGUCCCCUGUCGCCGAGUCGCCGCACACGACCCCACCAUCGCCUGCCGCAUGCCCCAGUCCUGAAGACCAAAAGGAUGCGCCAGCCCAGACCUGCCAAGUGACGUGGCAGCCUCUCGACUCGAUCCCGGCCAACGCCACCGUUCUCGGGACGAUGGUUCCGUCCGCUACAGCGACAUCGUUGUUGGAGAUCUCGAAAUUGCCGUUUUACAUGAAGUAUUCGUGGUUCCUCCAUCAAAUCGACGACCUCGUCGUGCCGUACGACGAGCUUCACAUCAAAGUCCGCGUCGACCGCCGGACCGUUGUCGCCGAAGCCGUUGAAAACCUGUCGAGCUACCCCGGGCGUGCCUUGUGUGCCAUCGUUCGGUACGAGUUUGCGGGGGAAUCCGCUCAAGAUGCCGGCGCCGUCCAGCGAGAAUGGUACAUGCUGGUGUCUGAGGGGCUCUUAGUCGAGUCGAACGGGCUCUUUGUCGUGCUCAAUCGCGAAGACAAUUCCUACUUCAUCAAUCCCAACUCGAGCCAUGCUUGGACACACCCCAACCGCAUGGACCACCUGCAGGCGUUCCAUGCCGUCGGGCGAUUUCUUGGCCGGUCGCUCCUCGAUGGUCAAGUCAUUCCCAUGCACUUGAACCCCGUCCUCCUCAAGGCUAUCUUGGGGGUCCCGCUCACGCUGGACGACGUCGAAAGCCUCGAUCGGACCGUGUACAAGGGGCUCGUGUACUUGCUCGAACAUGACAAUGCCCACGAGUUGGCGCUUACGUUUUCUGCGACGGAAACCCGCGGCGACGACGUGGUCGAAGUCGAUUUGGUCGAAAAUGGCCACUUGCGACCUGUCACGGACGCCAACAAGGCAGACUACGUGCGUUUGAUGGUGCGGUAUUUGAUGUUUGGCCGCAUCGAGGCGCAGUUGCUGGCGUUGAUUCAAGGCGUGUACGAUAUUGUACCCCCCGAGCUCGUCAUGCCGUUCGACCACAAGGAGGUGAUGAUGAUGCCGCCCAUCUCUCACACCCAUGCAACGUGUCCCAUGGAGCGUAGUUUGAGCUGAUCUUGUGCGGCUUGUCUCAAGUCGAUGUUUCAGACUGGAAGGCCAACACAGUCACGUCGUCCAACUUGGUUAACUCGAAGCCCCUCGAGUGGUUUUGGGAAGUUGUGGAAGGCAUGUCGCCGCCAGAUCGGUCCAAGCUGCUCCAGUUUGCGACUGGAUCGUCCCGCGUGCCGGUGCAGGGGUUCAAGGGUAAACGAGAGUCGCACGACCAAGUGGUCGUCAUGGCGUGUGUGUUGAGUAGGGCUGACCAGCUACGACGGGGAAAUCUGCCAUUUUACCCUCAAGGGCGUGCCGUACGAGUGCGGCGUGUACCCGGCAACCCACGCGUGCUACAAUCGAAUUGACUUGCCACUGUACCCAGCCAAAGAGAUGAUGGUCGAAGCGUUGACGAUGCUGCUGAUGUCGGAUCCGACCGGGUUCACGAUUGCUUAAGUCGAAUGAAUCCAUCUAUUUAUUCGCA
Messenger RNA from Aphanomyces invadans, 2237 nucleotides. RefSeq lists its product as hypothetical. The transcript is spliced from 10 exons. Lineage: Eukaryota; Oomycota; Saprolegniomycetes; Saprolegniales; Verrucalvaceae. The coding region runs from base 113 to 1777 and encodes 554 amino acids. Gene Ontology annotation, molecular function: ubiquitin-protein transferase activity. The record is from RefSeq and is a predicted model, not a curated record.